Molecule: messenger RNA, 2023 nt
Organism: Betta splendens (Siamese fighting fish)
Lineage: Eukaryota; Metazoa; Chordata; Actinopteri; Anabantiformes; Osphronemidae
Gene: ankrd39
Product: ankyrin repeat domain 39
Exons: 4
Coding region: 461-1012 (183 amino acids)
Molecular function (GO): protein binding
Source: RefSeq, a predicted model, not a curated record
AAAUGCAGUAGUGUAUUCACUGUCACUGUGGUAAUAGCAGAUUUGUCUCCCAAUUUAUGUACCAAAGGGCAGAAAAUCGGAAUUCACAGAGCACCUGAAGUGGUCCUUCUGGCUGCUGCUCUGUGAUUGGUUAGAUUUCUUACACGUACACAGUCUGCCGCAAAGUUUUUACUAACUUUCAACCACUGUGAUUUUGUGUAUUUCUAUAAAAACUAACAUUUCUAAUUUUUGAAAAAAACAUAAUUUUGUACCUCGGCUUAAAUGUAGUGGUUUCAGACAGGUCAUUUUAGACUUGUAGUUGCUAGCUUGUCCAGUGGGAGGUGGUAAUGCGCCACAAAACUGAUUAUUACGGAUCGAAGAAGAAACCCGGAACUGCCAAGCGGCGUAUUUGUUAAUUCCACGCUUAAGUCAAGCUGCUCUCUGAACAUCUGCAACACCUUUGUUUUGUUAAGUUAGUAGUAUGUCGUCUAACAGACAGCAGUGCUCAUGUUGCUCCCAUCAAGUUUCCAAUCCCAGUGUGCAUCAGACGCUGAAUGAAAUGGAAUUUGAACGAGUAGGGAUCUGGUCUGCUGCCAUGGACGGGGACUUGGACAGGAUCAAAACUUUGGUCUUUAAAGGCACAGACCCUAAUGUGAGAGACGCAUCUGGUUAUGCAGCUCUGCAUUAUGCGAGUCGCAGCGGUCACCUUGCUAUAUGCAAGUUUCUUCUUGAGAAUGGGGCUUGUUCGUCUCCCCAGACGCCAGGCGGGGCCACACCACUGCAUCGCUCGGCUUAUUGCGGUCAUCUGGAUGUGGCCAGGCUUCUCUUGCAUCACAGGGCAGAUCCAAUGCUCUGUGAUGACGAUGGCGCGUCCCCUUUACAUAAGGCUGCAGAGUGUGGUCAUGAAGAGGUGUGUCUGCUGCUUCUUGAGCACUGCCCAGCACUUUGCAACCAGACGAACAAGAGGCUGCAGCUACCUCACCAGUUGGCACAGAAGGCACAUCUGCAGGAGCUGCUGAAACCGCAUCGGUGAUGAUGGGCAUGUGGGGAAAUUUAUGUAGGCUUCAUAGACAAUAGGUGGGGAUCAGCUUAGCAUAUUUUAAUAUCGUAACAUACUUUUUUUCAGUUGAACAUUCAGAAAAACAGUACAACAUUGUUCUUCUUAUACUUGCAUAAGCGGUUCAGCUGAUGAGUGAGAGAGUAUAUGGGUUUAUUAUUUGUGUAAAAAUUACACCUAAGACACACACAGGUGCAGAACAAGCAUAAAAACUAUCUGCUUAUAGACAGUGUAGUUUAAAAGGCACCACGUCUUGUAUGCAUGAAUUUAUCUUUAAAAUGUCCAAAUGUGAUUUAACUUUAAAAGGCAGAAAGCAAGAAACGCAGUAAUGACAUUAGAUAAUAGGGAAUGACUUGGUAAUGAGAUGCAAAUUCUAUACCAAUUUAAAAACUCAGUCAUGAAGCUAAGAAGCAAAACGCCUACAUUAUCUCACCACAACAUUUAAAAGGAGCAUGUUUGACUGAACGUUUAAGAACUGGUUUAUUUGCGUAUGCUUGGAGUUUGUUUUUCUAACAGCAGGGGGCGCUGUGGUCUUAGAAACACUAUUUUUAUUUAUUCUCAGUGUGCCAUGUGAAUUAUCUGGCAGCUUCAACACAGUAACCUCAUCUGGUCCUCCCAGCUCACUGCUGGAAAACUAAACAGAAUGACUGUGAUUCUAUAAAGACAGAGAAGCAUCCGUCCAGCUAAGGCAGCAUUUUCAUCUGCUAGUUACUUGUUGCAACAUGGUUGAUAGUUAAUUGUCUCAUUUUAAGUAUUAUACACUUUGUGACAUAGGACAUUUUGUGCUUGUGGUUGUUGAUGCCAUAAAUCAAAUUUAGAUAUUGGUGUCACCAUGAAAACUGGUGCUAAAUUACGAGAAGGAGCCGUCAGAACUGAGCUUUUAACACACACAGCUCUUUACUGUGAAUGUUUUCCUCUUGUAUUUAUAUGUAAAGGAAACGACGGACGGAAGCCUGGGGCUGAAUAAAGUUUCCAUAUCUGCUGAAA